AGUGAUCGCGCCGCUGAACAAUCAUCCCUGCCUGAUUCAUGCACCGUGCCAUUGGCCUUUGUUUGCUCUCACAUCUGAUGUGGCCUCUGCUUUGGGUCACAUAUAAAACUCACCUGUACCUUGAAUAGGAAGAAGACCGGCUGGUGAUGCAGGACCCUGCCCAGCGGUAGCAAUGCAGACCUCCUUCUCGCACCUGGAUCUGGAGGCUGCAUGUAAACCAGGACGCGAGGAAGCAGGAAGCAAACCCGGCAUGUCCGAGAGCACCACAUCUGCGUAGGACCGAGGGGUGAUGCUGCCUCUGCCCGGCUCUGGAGCCCAGCUGCAGUGACUUGCUGAUGUGCCCGGCACCUUCCUUCUGUCUGUGCUUAAAUGGCACAGCACUGGAUCAGCACAUCUGAAGAGAAAGGCGUGAGAAGCAGAGCCCAUGGCCACGUUCCCCUGCCAGCUAUGCGGCAAGACAUUCCUCACCCUGGAGAAGUUCACGAUCCACAAUUAUUCCCACUCCAGGGAGCGGCCGUACAAGUGCUUGCAGACUGACUGUGGCAAAGCCUUCGUUUCCAGAUACAAAUUGAUGAGGCACAUGGCUACCCACUCUCCCCAGAAAUCUCACCAGUGCGCCCACUGCGAGAAGACGUUCAACCGGAAGGACCACCUGAAGAACCACCUCCAGACCCAUGACCCCAACAAGAUGGCCUUCGGGUGCGAGGAGUGUGGCAAGAAGUACAACACCAUGCUGGGCUACAAGCGGCACCUGGCCCUGCACGCGGCCAGCAGUGGGGACCUCACCUGUGGGGUCUGCGCCCUGGAGCUGGGCAGCACCGAGGUGCUGCUGGACCACCUGAAAGCGCACGCGGAGGAAAAGCCGCCCAGCGGAGCCAAGGAGAAGAAGCACCAGUGCGACCACUGCGAGAGAUGCUUCUACACCCGGAAGGACGUGCGGCGCCACCUGGUGGUCCACACGGGCUGCAAGGACUUCCUGUGCCAGUUCUGCGCGCAGAGGUUCGGGCGCAAGGACCACCUCAUCCGGCACACGAAGAAGACGCACUCGCAGGAGCUGAUGAAGGAGAGUCUGCAGGCCGGGGACCUCCUGAGCCCCUUCCACGCGGGGUCGCCUUCCUUCCCGCUGAAGGCCGCGCCCCUGUCCCCCUACCCUCUGGGGCCACCUGCGCAGAACGGGCUCGCGCCCAGCGUGCCCGCCGAGGCCCACAGCCUGCCCCUGAGCCCCGCGGAGCACAGCCCGAGCCCCUGGCCGCCCUGCACCCCGCGGCGGCGCCCAGCCCGCCUCCCGCGCCCCUGCCCAAUCACAAGUACAGCACCGGUUCUACCUCAUUCCCCGCGCUGGCCAGCCUGCCCCUCAAAGCGGACGCGAAAGGGCUCUGCAAUGUCAGUUUGUUCGAAGACUUGCCGCUGCCAGAGCCUCAGUCCCCUCACAAGCUGGGCCCCGGCUUCGAGCUGGCCAAGGCCGGGCCCGGGAAGGGCAGCCUGGCCAAGGAGCUGCCCGCGGAUGCUGUGAACCUGGCCAUCCCCGCCUCUCUAGACCUCUCCUCGCUGCUGAGCUUCUGGCAGCUGCCCCCUCCCGCCGCCCAGAAUGCCUUCGGGGGCGGCGCCCUCGGCCUGGGGCCCGCGGAGCCUCUGCCCCAUCGGCUGGGCUGCCUGGGGCAGCAGCAGCAGGAGCCGCCCCUGGCCGUGGGCGCCGUGGGCGCCGUGGGCCUGGGCCAGCUCCCCCUGCCCCCCAUCCCGCACGUGUUCACGGCCGGCCCCAGCACCGCCAUCCUGCCGCAUUUCCACCACGCCUUCAGAUGAUGACCUGGAUUUUCGAAGCGUGUUGUUUUUUAUUUUAUUUUGUGGUCUUACUCUGGAAGAUGUUUUCAGAAGCAUCUGAAUGAAACAUCAUGUACAAUACGGAGGAAGAUUUGGGAAACAGGACUAGGACUGUGGCUUAUUUGGUGAUGUCUGACUUGAGAAAACUCUCUACCUGCAUGUAUUGUGCCAAUCUGUCCUGAGUGUUCGAGCUUUGUACCAAAUUUCAUAAGUGCAUGUUCUUUAAUCGAACUGCAAAUACUGUCAUUACCAACAUCCAGAACCACGGCUGCUAUGUGUGUUUGUCAUAUUGAAUUUAAUUGUAAGCCAUGAUCAUCAUAAUGUUAACUAAAUAACGAUGUGGCACCGCCUAGUAAGGGAACCGUGGAAGCAUCCGGGUUUCUCCACGUUGGGAGAUGUUUUAAAAGUAAGAAUAUAACCUUUAUAUGGCAUCUUAUAACUAGGCUGUGUAUUUCUUUUCAGGGACUUUUCUACCUUCAGGGUUGGAUGUAGUUUAGUUACUAUUACCAUAGCCAACCUGUAGUUUUACAGAAACAACUCUUGGUGGGACAAUAGAUUUCUCCAUUUAAAAAAGCGUUUUAAAUGUAGUUUGAAUGUUUUCCACAUGAUGCUGCAAUGGGAGUUAUCACUUCAUUUAUCUUAAAGACAAAACUGAUGUCAGUUACCUCUGACAGAAAAAAAAAAUCACUGUGUAACCAGCUAAAGUGGUAAAAUAAUCCAGGCGUCAGUCAAAGGCAUUUUGCUGACUAUAAUACUGAUUAUAUUUUUAACAGGAAUUUAAGAGAAUAUUACUGGAAUUAAAUAUAUAUUAAACAAGAGUUUUCUUUGCCUAGCUUAACUACUCAAGCUGCUUAAAUUCCUAAGUAUUGUUUUUAAUUGCUAAUAGAUAUAUUUGUAAUUCAUCAGUUAAGUCAUUAUUAGCUUUUUUCAAAGAGAAUUUUGCAAUGUAACUUUAUGUAAUCUAUCUCUUGAAAUUGAUAUCUUGUUAAUGAGUUUUUUAAAAUGUAAAACCUUUUUACAGUCCUUGUCUUUUGUUUUUAGAGGCUUUUUUUCCA
Messenger RNA from Chinchilla lanigera (long-tailed chinchilla), 2876 nucleotides. It is a transcript of the gene Plagl1, whose product is annotated as pleiomorphic adenoma gene-like 1. Lineage: Eukaryota; Metazoa; Chordata; Mammalia; Rodentia; Chinchillidae. The record is from RefSeq and is a predicted model, not a curated record. Gene Ontology annotation, molecular function: DNA-binding transcription activator activity, RNA polymerase II-specific.